CGAUGGGGGCGUGGCCUGGCGGCGGCCGUGGCGUGAGGCGGCGGCAGCGCCAUGUCGAUGGAGGACCCCUUCUUCGUGGUGAAGGGGGAGGUGCAGAAAGCCGUGAACACUGCCCAGGGGCUCUUCCAGAGGUGGACUGAGCUCUUGCAAGAUCCCUCCAUCGCCACAAGAGAAGAGAUCGACUGGACCACUAAUGAGCUCAGGAACAACCUGCGGAGCAUCGAGUGGGACCUGGAAGACUUGGAUGAAACCAUUAGCAUUGUUGAGGCAAACCCGCGGAAAUUCAACCUCGAUGCCACGGAGCUGGGGAUCCGCAAAGCCUUCAUCACCAGCACACGGCAGGUGGUCAGGGACAUGAAGGAUCAGAUGUCAAAUUCUUCCAUGCAAGCACUGGCUGAAAGAAAAAACAGGCAGGCACUCCUAGGAGAGAGUGGGAGUCAGAGUUGGAGCUCUGGACCUGACAAAUACAGCCGUCUGGACCGGGAGCUGCAAUUAGCAAAUUCACAUUUCAUCGAGGAGCAGCAAGCUCAACAACAGCUGAUUGUGGAGCAGCAGGAUGAGCAGUUGGAGCUGGUCUCUGGCAGCAUCGGGGUGCUGAAGAACAUGUCCCAGCGCAUUGGCGGGGAGCUGGAAGAGCAAGCAGUGAUGCUGGAUGACUUCUCCCACGAGUUAGACAGCACUCAGUCGCGCCUUGAUAACGUCAUGAAGAAACUCGCCAAAGUGUCUCACAUGACGAGUGAUCGACGGCAGUGGUGUGCAAUUGUUGUCCUCUUCGUCAUCUUACUAGUGGUGCUCAUCCUGUUUUUUGUCCUGUGAUGACAAAAACUGAACUUCCUGGGACGCCCCCUCCCCGCCCCCUCGCCCCGGCAGCGCGGGGAAAUGAAACUCUCCCCGUUUCCGUCCGCCCACAGAGAUCCCCAGCUCUCACCAUCCUCCUCCAAGGACUGCGGCUCGGCUGCGCCGGCAUCUCCCCUGGCCCCGGGGCGAGGGGGUGGAGGGCUGGAGCCGCCUCCUCCCCUGCUGCGGUGCACUCUGGACCCGGGCUCCGGGUCUGCACCCACGGAGCUGGAGGGGGACCCGACCCCCGCGCUUCCACGCGGUGCAGGUAGGAGCCGCUGGGAGGUGGACACAGAGCAGCGAGCCCUGGGGAGGAAUUACUGAAUUCACUGAGCAUUACAAACUGCAUUGCCAGUGCCAGCCCCAAGCAUUACUGGGAAGGGUGAAACCCUCCGAGCUACGGCCAGCGAGGGGAGCCCUGGCCCUGCUCCCCCUGCCCCUCCCUGCCUUCUGUGGGCAGGCUCUAUAGCACCAAUUCACUGCCAAGAGAGAGCAUGGUGAGUCCUACCAGAGCUUUCCUACCCUCUGCAGUGGGCAGAGGGCAGAGCUGUAGGGUUUUGUGUCCUGCCAUCAGCCACCCAGGCCCCGUCAGACACCCCAGAGCUUCAACCCUGGGGUGCUGCACACCGAACGCUGGCAAUCAGCCGUGAGCCAGAGAGGAAGAGUCUUGAAGCUUUUGAACUUGCCUCCCUCAUUAUACAGGCCUCUAAAGCUCAUUGACUGAUGCUUUCUUUGCCCUUGUAUAACUGAGUCACUGCUUCUGUUUAACAGCUGCUUCCCUUUGGCAAGUGAUUUGUCAGGCCUAAAAUAACUUAUUUUUUUUAAGAAAAAAAAAAACUUUAAAGAUUUUUUUGAUGAGCAUUAGAGCCAUGUUCUCUCUGUGGGUGCACAACACACAGGAUCAGAGGAACAGUGCUCGGUGAUGUAUUUUAAGUGUAUAUGAACUUGUAAAUAGGAUGUCUUAAUUUUUCCCAACCCCUAUUUUUUGGACACCUCUGUUGUAAGCAACCAAAAGGCAGGAGAUUCAUAGCUA
Messenger RNA from Pseudopodoces humilis (Tibetan ground-tit), 1870 nucleotides. The record is from RefSeq and is a predicted model, not a curated record. Lineage: Eukaryota; Metazoa; Chordata; Aves; Passeriformes; Paridae.